AUGGCCGAGUCUCAACCUGAUCCUCCCCCAGCAAAUCAACCAGGGGCGGCACCCAGUCCUGCUGCCAGCCAGUCCAGCAGCACUAAGACCGGGAGUAACAGCACAUCGCGCAGAAUCCCCAAUUCCGGCGUCGCGAGCUUUAGAAGGCAGCGCGCGUCGCGAGCAUGCGAGACUUGCCAUGCGCGAAAGGUCCGAAUCCCCCGUGUUCUCCCUGUUUCUGAUGCUGGUGACCCGCCGGGCUUGGCGUCGUUAUCCUGGGCUUUGCUGAUCGGUCGGACGUGCAGCAAUCAAUCCGGCGAAAAUGCAGAUGCAAAGGAGCCUCGCCCCAGGGAGGGUUUCCCAGCCAAUCCUCCCAUGUCGAUCAACGGCAUGCCGGCGACGACCUUGACCAGCGCGCAGCAGGACCAGCAAGCAAAUACGGCCAAGACGUACACUCAGUUCAUGAAGCCCAAGUUUGCCAGAGCUCCGAUCAAAGAAGCGGGAAGGGUAGCCUACCUGGGCGAGUCCUCGAACCUGUCCCUGUUGGUUCACGACCGGGGCAACACUGAUGUCGUCCACUACCCGCUGCCCGAGAACAUUCGAGGCAGCCGAGCCCGGCUGACCGAGCUGGACAACCUGGAGAUCGACAUCCUCCAUCAGCGCGGAGCGUUCUUGCUCCCGCCCCGGCAUCUGUGCGAUGAGCUCGUUGAGGCCUAUUUCAAAUGGGUGGCGCCCGUCGUGCCCAUCAUCAACCGCAGUCGCUUUAUGCGCCAAUAUCGUGACCCCAAGAAUCCGCCGUCGCUCCUCCUGCUGCAGGCUGUCCUCCUGGCUGGAUCCAGAGUAUGCACCAACCCGCAGCUGAUGGAUCAGAACGGAUCCACGAUUCCCGCCUCCAUGACCUUCUACAAGCGGGCCAAGGCCCUCUAUGAUGCCAAUUACGAGGACGAUCGAGUCACGAUCGUCCAGGCCUUGGUGCUAAUGGGGUGGUAUUGGGAAGGUCCCGAAGACGUAACCAAGAACGUCUUCUACUGGAGCCGAGUUGCGAUCAUAGUCGCGCAGGGUUCCGGCAUGCAUCGCAGCGUGGAGAAUUCCCAGCUUAGCAAAGCCGACAAGCGACUGUGGAGGCGGAUCUGGUGGACGCUGUUCACGCGCGAUCGCUCCGUGGCAGUGGCGCUGGGGCGACCUAUCAACAUCAACAUUGACGAUUCCGAUGUGGAGAUGCUGACGGAGGAGGACUUUAUCGAGGACGAAGACGAUCAUCCCGCCGAAUAUCCCCCCGAUCCGAUCCACGUCCAGUUCUUCUUGCACCUCCAAGUCGAGGCGCACGAAUGCGAUCGACCUGACUCAUUCGGACAUGGCCUUGGCGGAUUGGCUGCAGAACUGUCCCAAGGAGGUAUAUUGGGAGCGAUCUCGACACCAUUUCUGGGCGGCCCUGCUCCACUCCAAUUACUAUACCAGCUGUGCCUGUUACAUCGGGCCCAUAUGCCGCCCGCUUCCCAUGGCUACCGUGGGGAAGAGAUGGCUUACCCUUCCCGUACGAUUGCCUUCCAAGCUGCUGGGAUGAUCACAUCGAUCGUGGAGAAGUUACAGUCGAACGGCGAGAUCCGGUACACGCCAGCAUUCAUCGUCUACAGUCUCUUUUCCGCCUUGAUCAUGCACGUCUACCAGAUGCGCUCGUCUGUGCCGUCCGUGGUCGCCACGUGUCAAGAACGAAUCAGUAUCUGCAUGCAGGCACUCAAGGACGUAUCAAAAGUCUGGCUGGUGGCGAAAAUGGUUCACACACUGUUUGAGUCCAUUCUAGGCAACAAGGUGCUGGAGGAGCGUCUUCAGAAGGCGCCUUGGAAGCGACAUCAGAAGCCUCAGAGUCGUCCUGACAACAACAAUAACAACAGCAACAGCAAGGACGACAACGACAACAAUAACAAUAACACUAACAACAACAACAACAACAACAACCACCUUGCUCCGGCCAAGAAAACUGAAACGCAAACGCUCAAACGUAAAUUUGACGAUAUGGACAUUGGACGACCCAAUGGUGGGCCUACACCUCCAGUUUCCUAUGAACGUUCCCGGCCGCAGACGCCUGCUGCGACACCAUCACGCGAGCUGGGCCAGCAUUCCGCGCAGUCCACAAUGCAGGCAUCUCCGAAUACGCAGAAGGCACCACCGGAUGGGUUUCAAGGGUCGGGGGGCACCCGUGGGAACACCAGGCCGACAACACCUUUUAACCAGCCUUUCUCGAUACCGGCCACGCCUCCUGACCUGUUCCUGGUGACGCGGAAUUCACCGAAUCUCUCACCGACGGUCUGGGAGAAUUUCCAGCCGGAUCUGCUGUUUCCCGAUGGCACGAACUUUUUCCCCACGCUUUCUUCCCCCGAGGUCAAUACGGCGGACCCUCAGAUGCAGAUGCCUUCGCAUGUCCAAGGGCAGAAUGUGUCGCAGCAACCGAUGAUGGUCAAUCAGGGACUGCAGUCGCGCAACGUCCAGGGGGGCCAGAGUAGCCCGUCUCUCAUGUCUGGGGUAGCCCCUGAACUGGGUGGUGGCAUGCAGAACCCGCAGCAAUCACAGCAAGUGUUUGGAAUGGACAAUCAGCAAUCAUGGCAGAAUCUCGACGCAGCCCUGGCCGGAACAGCCAUGGAAGCGUCGAGCCAGGAUGACAGCUGGAGCAACAGCUCUCGCGGGAAUGGCCCCACGGCGCCAACGACGUUGAAUGUCGAAGAUUGGUUCCAAUUCUUUGGCAUUAAUGGUGGCUUUGGGGAUCUCAUGUCCGACCCCAUGACCACUAGCUGA
Molecule: messenger RNA, 2769 nt
Organism: Rasamsonia emersonii CBS 393.64
Lineage: Eukaryota; Fungi; Ascomycota; Eurotiomycetes; Eurotiales; Trichocomaceae
Product: Fungal specific transcription factor domain protein
Exons: 9
Coding region: 1-2769 (922 amino acids)
Biological process (GO): DNA-templated transcription
Molecular function (GO): zinc ion binding; DNA binding
Source: RefSeq, a predicted model, not a curated record